AUGAGAGGACCGAAGAAAUCUUGGCUCGGCCCAGCCCGUCCGACUAAGCCUAAGAACGCCUGCUCGCUUUUCAAAGGAUGCAGCUUCAAGCUUCUGUGCGCUGCAUUCUCUUUUGGGCUAUUGGGGAUGUCGAGAGGACUCGACGAGGGCCUUAUAUCGACCACAGUUGCUCAAAACUCCUUCAUCAAAGAAUUCGAAAUUCGAGCAAGCUAUCUCGACUCUUCGCAGCAGGCCAAUCGACUGUCCAAUAUCACAUCGAUGGUUCAUAUCGGCAGUAUCCCGGGAGCAUUGAUCGCUUUUAUCUUAUGCGAAAGGAUCGGUCUGUUAUGGUCCAUGAGACAACUUUGCCUGCUCUGGUUAACAGGUGUUAUCAUUGUGAUCACUUCCACUGGGAACUUGGGGCAACUGUACGCAGGUCGAUUCAUAAUGGGGCUUGGGAUAGGACAGGCCGGCGUUGUGGCACCGACUUAUCUGGCAGAGAUUGCACCUGCUUAUGCUCGGGGAAUGCUGGUCAGCAUUUUUGCUAUGUCGGAGUAUAUUGGCAUCAUGGUUGGGUAUUUCUCCGCUUGGGGUGCUUCGUUGCAUAUAUCAAGCAGCAGCGCCAGACAGUGGAUCAUUCCUCAAAGCACGCAAAUAAUUGUUGCGGGGACUCUAUUUCUGUCAUCCUUUCUAUGCGAAGAGAGCCCCCGGUAUCUGGGAAAAAUAGGAGACUGGAAUGCAGCGAAACAUACACUGGGAAGUUUGUGGGGUCUGUCUGAGCAACACCCUGAUGUAGUGUCAGAGAUCCAAGGGAUUCAAGCUCAGUUAGUCACAGACUACGAUUGGAGCAUGAGUGAAUCUUGGUUCAAAAGCGUAAAGGAAUUAUUGACGGUUAAGUCAAACCAAAAAAGAUUGAUUUUCGUGAUCUCUGCGCAAGUCCUUGCCCAAUGGUCUGGGGCAAAUUCUCUCACCACAUAUGCACCUGAAUUAUUCUCGCUCUUUGGGAUAGGUGGACAAUCCGAGAAACUGUUCGUGACUGCAAUUUUCGGCGCAAUGAAGUUCAUAGCGUCUCUUCUGUGUGCCAUUCUUUUGAUCGAUCGCAUCGGGCGCAAACGAUCUUUGAUAGCAGGAAUUGUAGUGCAGCAGUUUGCAAUGUUUUAUAUUGCAAUCUUCCUCACGGUGGAGCCAUCCUCCAACGGCGAUUCAGGAUCCACGAAAAAAGCAGCGAUUGCAGCGAUCGUUUUUAUUUACUUUGUUGGAAUUGGUUGGGCGAUGGGAUGGAAUUCCAUCCAGUAUCUCAUCAACACGGAAAUAUUCCCGUUGCGGGUUCGGUCGACAGGAUCCAGUCUUUUGAUGACUUUUCACUAUGCCAAUCGGUAUGGUCUAUCGAAGGCUGUUCCAUCGAUGUUACUUGAAGAUGCUCUCCAGCCAAUGGGGACAUUCUGGUUCUUUGCUGUGAUGACUUUCUUUGGAAUGUUGUGGACAUGGAUCUUACUCCCUGAAACUGCUGGCCAGAGUUUGGAGGAGACAAAUGCUCUUUUUUCUUGA
This is a messenger RNA of Penicillium soppii, 1527 nucleotides long. RefSeq lists its product as uncharacterized. Gene Ontology annotation, biological process: transmembrane transport; carbohydrate transport. Gene Ontology annotation, cellular component: membrane. NCBI's taxonomy places the organism in Eukaryota, Fungi, Ascomycota, Eurotiomycetes, Eurotiales, Aspergillaceae. The record is from RefSeq and is a predicted model, not a curated record. The transcript has 5 exons. The coding region runs from base 1 to 1527 and encodes 508 amino acids. Gene Ontology annotation, molecular function: carbohydrate:proton symporter activity.